CCACAAGAGAGACACUACCUUGCAGCUGGAGUGCCUGGUGAUUUCCACAAGGUUUUGCUCCCAAAGGCAUCCCUUCAUUCUGCUCACUCAUCUUGAGCGCUUCACUGGCUUUCAGAUGUGCCAAAAGAGGUCACAGACAACAAGUCCCCUGCAUGGAACAAAGGAAAGAUUCACUACGGAGGGGCCAAAAAGGAAGUUCUUGAGGUUUAUGCAUCUCAAUUUGCCAAGGACUUGGAGUCAUUUCUGAAUGCAAGGGCACACGAGCUCGUCGAUGGAGGGCUGAUGGCCCUUGUUAUUCCUGCUGUCCUUGAUGCCAUCCGUGAAUCUCAGACAACUAUCGUCACAGAGAAAGAAUUAGAAGUUCUAGGAUAUUGCCUCAUGGACUUGGCUAAAAAGGGAUUGGUCGAUGAAUUGAAAUUGGAUAUGUUCAACUUGCCACUAUAUUACCCAUCUCCUAAUGAGAUGGAGACCCUGAUGAAGACAAAUGAACAUCUAAAUGUUCAGAGAAUGGAGAUAUUAAGCAUUCCAGGAAAGCACGUGGUUUUCUCCAACCCUAGUGGAAUUGCUUUGUACCUCAGAGCUGCAUUAGAGGGACUUCUAGAGAAACAAUUUGGAAGUGAUAUCAUGGAUGAAUUGUUUGAACUGUUUACGCAGAAACUUGCAGAGUCUUCCUCUCUCUUUAACCCUGAGAAUCAAGAUCUGGUUGUUAUUUUUGUCCUCCUCAAGCGAAAAUUGAGAACAUGAAGCAAAUUUAGUGGACCUUAU
This is a messenger RNA of Coffea eugenioides, 765 nucleotides long. Its product is annotated as probable S-adenosylmethionine-dependent methyltransferase At5g38780. Gene Ontology annotation, biological process: methylation. The transcript is spliced from 3 exons. The record is from RefSeq and is a predicted model, not a curated record. Bases 283 to 744 code for a protein of 153 amino acids. NCBI's taxonomy places the organism in Eukaryota, Viridiplantae, Streptophyta, Magnoliopsida, Gentianales, Rubiaceae. Gene Ontology annotation, molecular function: S-adenosylmethionine-dependent methyltransferase activity.